Molecule: messenger RNA, 3270 nt
Organism: Podarcis muralis (Common wall lizard)
Lineage: Eukaryota; Metazoa; Chordata; Lepidosauria; Squamata; Lacertidae
Source: RefSeq, a predicted model, not a curated record
AGUUUUUUUCUAAUAUACAAAAGUGAAGCUUAUCAGGAGUUGAUCCACUGCCCUAAAGUACUGCCUAAAGUACUGGACCAGAAAUACUUGUGUGCGUGAAGGGAGAAGGGGAAAAAUACAUUUUCAAGUCCUGAUAGUAAAGCGUGGACACAUCCAUUUUUGCACACUGCUGCUGCUAGGUCACAGAAAGUAGCCAUGAAUGACGUUGCACAGAAGACAGAGAUUCUGCUUUCUUCGUCUAAACCUGUCCCAAAGUCCUAUGUGCCCAAACUUCGAAAGGGUGAUGUAAAGGAUAAAUUCGAAGCCAUGCAGAAAGCAAGGGAAGAAAGAAAUCAAAGGCGAUCUAGAGAUGAGAAGCAAAGAAGAAAAGAACAGUAUGUUAGAGAAAGAGAAUGGAACAGGCGGAAGCAGGAGAUGAUAGAACUACUUGCUUCUGAUGACGAGGAAGAAAAGUCUAAAAUUGAGAAAGCUUAUGUUCCAAAACUAACAGGGACUGUCAAAGGGAAGUUUGCAGAAAUGGAAAAGCAGAGGCAGGAGGAAGAAAGGAAAAGAAUGGAAGAGGAAAGGAAGCGGAGGAUUGAACAAGACAUGAUAGAGAAAAGGAAAAUUCAGAGAGAACUAGCAAAGAAAGCACAAGAGAUUGAUGAGCAGUUAAACAAUUCGGGAAGCGAAUCGGCAUUGGAGGAAGGUGAUGAUUCUUUGCUAGUGACAGUAGUUCCCGUAAAACCUAGCAAAACACCUGGGAAGAUGAAAAUAAGUUUUGAGGACCUAGAGAGAGAGAGAGAAGAACAAGAAAGGCGAAAGCUUGAAGAAGAAAAGCGAUUGAGAUAUGAACAGGAAAAGCAAGCUCUCAGGGAAGUCAAAUAUUUCUCACCAGAUGUGGAUGAAGAUGAAAUGCUUGACAGCGAAAGAAAAGAAUCACCCAGCCCUGGCAAAGUGAAACUAACAUUUGAAGAAUUGGAAAGACAGAGACAAGAAAAUCAGAAAAGGCAAGCAGAGGAAGAGGCGAGGCAACGUCUGGAAGAGGAAAAACGUGCAUUUGAGGAGGCAAGGCAACAAAUGCUAAAUGAAGAUUAUGAUGAUCAGGAAAAUGAAAAUUCCGUCAAGGAGUUCCGUCCUGGGAAACUGAUACUUACCUUUGAGGAAAUAGAAAGGCAGAGGCAAGAAGAAGAAAAAAAGAGAACAGAAGAGGAAGCCAGAAGGCGCAUAGAAGAGGAGAAAAAGGCAUUCGCUGAAGCAAGAAAAAGCAUGAGUCCAGAUGAUGAGCUUUCGCCAAUGUCUAAAACUGUAUCCCAAGAAUCUCUCACACCUGGAAAACUGGAAAUUAACUUUGAGGAGCUACUGAGACAAAAAAUGGAAGAAGAAAAGAGGCGUACAGAAGAGGAGCGCCGACAAAAACUGGAAAUGGAAAAGCAGGAAUUUGAGCAACUCAGACAAGAAAUGGGAGAGGAAGAGGAGGAGUGUGAAACCUUUGAGCUAAGCAGGGAAUAUGAGGAGCUAAUAAGGUUAAAAAGAAGUGGUUCUAUUCAAGCGAAGAGCUUGAAGAAAAAGUUUGAGAAAAUUGGGAAGCUCUCCGAAGAAGAAAUACAGAAAAAAAUUGAAGAAGAAAGAGCAAGGAGAAGAGCUAUGGAUCAGGAAAUAAAAGAAAGGGAAGCAGAGAAAUUUCAAGAGGAAGAUGAAGUAGAUGUAAAGCCAGCCACAAAAUCUGAAGCUCCAUUUACACACAAGAUAGACAUGAAGGCCCGAUUUGAACAAAUGGCAAAGGCAAGAGAAGAGGAGGAGCAGAGAAGAAUUGAAGAACAAAAAAUGCUACGCAUGCAAUUUGAACAGAAGGAAAUUGAUGCUGCAUUGCAAAAGAAAAAGGAAGAGGAGGAGGAAGAGGAUGGCAGCAUUGUUAACGGCUCAGUCUAUGAGGAUGAAGAGCAGCAAGCACGAUCUGGUGCUCCUUGGUUCAAAAAGCCUCUUAAAAAUGUGUCUGUUGUGGAUAGCGAACCAGUAAGGUUUACUGUUAAAAUAACUGGAGAACCCAAGCCAGAGGUUACAUGGUGGUUUGAAGGCGAAAUGUUGCAGGACUGCGAGGACUAUCAAUAUAUUGAGAGAGGAGAAACCUACUGCCUUUACUUACCAGAAACUUUCCCGGAAGAUGAAGGAGAAUAUAUGUGUAAAGCAGUGAACAGCAGAGGAACAGCAGCUAGCACCUGUAUUCUCACUAUUGAGAGUAAGAGUUAGCAUUUUUUAAAAGUUCUCAGAUCUUUAGUUCUUGUUCACGUCUGUUGAUCUUUUCUUAACUUUCUUUUCUUUUCUCUUCUCUAGCUGAUGACUAUUAAUAUCCUACUUUUUCUGGAGCCUUCCUUCCCUAAAUUUACUACAUCCAUCUUUCUUUCUCUCUCCUGUGGUGGGGCCAACAAGAAGUUGUCUAUCAUUCCUCAAAUAAGAUACCCAAUUGCCAGAUUUAUCUCUUGGUUUCAGACUGAAGUUUGGCAACAGAAGUUUGGUUCAUUUGACAAACAAUGGCUCAAUCUCCACUUGUAAACAGCACUGUGGCUGCUUGUUAAUGCCACUGAAUUGCUUCUGUGACAAGGAGAUUCUUAUCAGGAAAGCCAAGCUGUUCAUAUGAAACAGCUUGUCAUAUGAUCCCAUCAAGUCUUCACCAUGUUAAUCAAAAUGCACGAUUGUCUUGAAUGUGAUCGGCUACUUCAUGUAAGGUUACCCUAAGUAGCAGACUACUUAAUGUUAGUUUUCAUAUAGAAAAUUCAGCCAAAACCAUAUACAAACACAGUAUUAAAUCAAAUCAAAUCCAAAGACCACUUAAUUCAUACUACAUAAAAAAUGAUCUUUAUUUCUUUGGUCCUGGAAGCUUUGAGAGCAAAAAGUAUAUUUUUUUGGUUAAACUAUUAAGUAGCCAAAAAUAAUGUAGUGGUUUAUUUAAGUUAUGCCUUUGUUUAAUGCAACUUUUCCUUUAAUAUGCUUUAAUAAAAUUAAACCAAGAUUAUAUUGGCUUGAAAGCAGGAUUAUGUACCGUAACUAAAUGUGUACACACAGUUGUAUGUCAUGUUCUUUGAAAUAAAACAUUUGCAUUUGUUUUGUAUUAGAUGGUAGGCAUUGUCCAGCAUCUUGCUUGGAAUAUUGAACCAAAUUUGUAUCUUUCAGGUUGGAAGUGUUAGAAUCAUAGUGAAUGAUGUUUCAACUUACAUCUCGUAUUGUAUAAUUAUUUACUGAAUCAUCUCACUCAGUAUUUACCAGACACAAUACAGAAAUAUGUAUGUAUAA